Tachyglossus aculeatus (Australian echidna) is the source of this 1283-nucleotide messenger RNA. RefSeq names its product RAB28, member RAS oncogene family (gene RAB28). The transcript is spliced from 7 exons. Gene Ontology annotation, molecular function: GTPase activity; GTP binding. Gene Ontology annotation, cellular component: Golgi apparatus; endosome. The coding region runs from base 70 to 735 and encodes 221 amino acids. The record is from RefSeq and is a predicted model, not a curated record. Lineage: Eukaryota; Metazoa; Chordata; Mammalia; Monotremata; Tachyglossidae.
GGCCGGCAAGAUGGCGGCCGGCGAGUGAGCCGCUGAGGCCGCCGACCCUGGGCGCCGUCCUUUCCCGCCAUGUCCGACUCGGAGGAGGACGGCCACGAUCGCCACAUGAAAAUUGCGGUGCUGGGCGACGGCGCGUCCGGGAAGACCUCCUUAGCUAUACGCUUUGCACAAGAAGCUUUUGGGAAACAGUACAAACAAACUGUAGGACUGGACUUCUUUUUGAAAAGGAUAACGUUGCCAGGAAAUAUGAAUGUUGCCCUUCAAGUUUGGGAUAUAGGAGGGCAAACAAUAGGAGGCAAGAUGUUGGACAAAUAUAUCUUCGGAGCCCAGGGAGUCCUUUUGGUGUAUGAUAUUACAAAUUACCAGAGCUUUGAGAAUUUAGAAGACUGGCUCUCCAUAGUCAAGAAAGUGAAUGAGGAGUCAGAAACUCAGCCAUUAGUGGCAUUGGUGGGCAAUAAAAUUGAUUUGGAGCAUCUGCGAACAGUGAAGGCUGACAAGCAUCUACGGUUUUGCCAGGAAAAUGGUUUGAGUAGCUAUUUUGUUUCUGCCAAGACAGGAGAUUCGGUCUUCCUGUGUUUUCAGAGAGUUGCUGCUGAAAUCCUUGGCAUCAAAUUAAACAAAGCAGACAUGGAACAGUCACAGAGGGUGGUGAAGGCUGAUAUCGUAAACUACAGUCAAGAACCGGUAUCAAGAACGAUUAACCCGCCUCGAAGCUCGAUGUGUGCAAUUCAGUGAACGUCGUUUUCUUCAUAUCAAUACUGUGGGCAGCCCUCCUCUCUUCACUUGGGCCCGUGGACUGCUAGUUGAUUUUCACAGUGACCAUCUCAGUAGUGCAUUCGGAGUGUUCAAAAACCUGCCCCCCAAUCCGUCUGUCCAAAGCAAAACUCCUGGGAUCAGCCGCGAUUCUAACUUUGGACCGCCCUUUCCAAAAUCAAAAUUGAGAUGGUCUGCCCUUUAGAACGAAUUCUAUUUUAAUGAAAUAUGAUGAUGUAAGCAAGUAUUAUGGCUUCACAGGUUCCUAACUGAUGUCCCUGUAAAUUUGGAUAUCAGUAUUUGAAAACCUUGGAAGGCAUUCCUGCAGGGUACUUGGCCUCGGGGUCAAUUGAAUUUUGGGAUCGUCACUGACAUUCAGCAUAGAUAACUCUGAAGCUAUUUUCAGAGAGUCAAACAAGUAAUAUAUUUUGUCUAGAAAUAAUUUAGAUGGCCUUCCUUUGUUACAUAGAGAAAACAAAAAUUAUCUAAACUAUCUAAUCGAUAAUGCUCGAAAUAAAGCUAUAAUACAA